AAUAAAUAGUCUUACAUCAACGCGACGUUCGCACUGGAAGAUUAGGCAAUGAGGCAGUCUCAUCGAGUUCUGUCUUACUUCAUUAUUCCCGAGUUACUCUAGACGAAUGUUGCUAUAGCACCAUUAAACAGGCCACAAAUGAGUCUCUCGGUCUUUCUCCAGUGUUUACUAAACGUAAACACCACGCAAAGUCAGCAGCUGAUUACAUAACCUCUUAACCGACCUACAAGAAGCGAUCUCGGGUUCGUUCGCGGCCACGCGGAUGUGCACGUAUACACACGUGUUUCGGAGGAACUGACGCCCUGAAGACAAGGCCAGUGCGGCGUGUAUCGCUCCACAAGGACGCCGAGUGUUUAGACAGGCCACGACAAAUAAUAUCGGCUGAUCGCUGCGUGAAGGUCACACGUCACAAUGACAAGCCUAUUCUGAGAGCGGCGAUAAGAUAGCGCCUAGUGCCUCAAAGUUUUCGCUGCCUCACAGAGACGCGCUAAUCCACGGCUUACUGGGAAUCAUAAAGAUGGCUUUCCGCAAGCAACUGGCUGUGGGAGCAGCGGCAAACCUAGGUAGCAUUUCAUCAGGUAUGAGUCUGGGGUUCUCCGCCGUGGCGCUACCCGCCAUGCAAGCAGCCCACCACACACCGCACGUGUCCGAAGAACAAGCCUCAUGGAUAGCUUCUCUGGUGUCCCUCGGGAUGCCAGCGGGCUGUCUGUUGAUGAGUCCACUUCUGGACGGACUCGGUCGCAGGCGCACUCUGAUGGUGGUCAACACGCCCGCUGUGCUAGGCUGGCUCCUCAUCGCCACGGCCUCCCGCAGCGAUCCCUGGUUCUUCUACCAGGUGUACGUGGGUCGAUUCCUGACGGGGCUCGCCGUGGGUCUCGUCGGCACCCCGGCAGUUGUCUAUGCGGGCGAAGUGCUGCAAACGACCUGGAGGGCCGUGGUGGUCACGUGGCCCUCGCUAGGGUUAUCCCUCGGGAUCGUGAUCGUGUACGUAAUGGGGUCGCUCUUCCAGGAGAACUGGCGCUUCGUGGCAGGCACAUGCUGCUUCUUUCCGGCCGCCUCCAUCGCCGCGGUGUAUUUCCUGCUGCCCGAGAGCCCCGUGUGGCUCGUGUCGCGGGGCAGGGCUCAGGAAGCUGAAGCCACCAUGAGAUACGUCAGAAAUGUGCCUCGAGAAGACGACCUCCCGGAGGACUUGCAGCAGGAACUGGAUGCUAUGAUGAACAGCAGCACGCGAAUGGAGAGGAACAGCAGCUGGAAGGACACGCUCAGCUUCCUCAGGAGACCCGAGGCCUACAAGCCGCUCCUCAUAUGAGCCUUCUUCUUCUUCCAGCAGUUCUCUGGCAUAUUCGUCGUCAUCCUGUACGCCGUGACGAUUGUCAGGGAGACGGGAGCGCACGUCGACGGUUACCUAGUAACCGUACUCAUCGGCGUCUCGAGGUUGGUCAUGUCCGUCGUCAUCGGCUACGCGUCCACGCGGUGCGGACGUCGCCUGCUCUGCAACAUUUCCGGAGUGGGCAUGGCGCUGUCUGUGGGCGUGCUCGCCGGGUUCCUGAGUCUGACUCACGACGGAAUCAUCGGCCGUGAGGCGGCUGCGUCGUACGGAUGGGUUCCCAUCACAGCGCUUCUUCUGUCCGUCUUGACGGGAAAUUUGGGCUUCCUGACGCUCCCAUUUGCGAUGCUGGGGGAAGUUUUCCCUGCCAAGAUACGGGGAUGGGCGAGCGGUGUCACAACGUUCAUAGCUACCGUCUUCUCCUUCCUGGCUAUCAAGCUCUUCCCUCAGAUGAAGCACUGGAUGGGCUUUCACAACGUGUUCACUUUCUACACUGCGGUGAUUGCCACGGGGACCGUCACCAUGUACUUCUACCUGCCUGAGACGCACGGGAAGACUCUGGAGGAGAUCGAGCAGUGCUUCAGGGGUGGCGACAGGCCUGCAGGCGGAGACAAGGCGGCCGAGCAGCUCGUGGAGAAAGGGUGACGGAAGCGUCAGUUUCGUCGGGGUUCGCGGAUUAUUAGUGUGUAGUCCUGUUAAAGUUGGCAGCAAAAUGAUUCUUGAACAUCAGAGUGCGUGCGUGCAGAAUCCAGCAGUACAAGACACGCGGCUGGCUGUUCAGUUCAGCGUCCUUUCUGAGGGCAAGAGUGGUCUACAACUUCGGGCAUCUCGUUUCUGAAGGAGGCGGGUCACGGAUGCGCCCCGUAAAUCAAAAACUUCCUCGUUUUGUAAUAUCGCAAUUUCCUCAAGUGCUCUACACAAUUAUUCUGUCCCAAAGUUUUAUUUAUUUAUUUAUUCAUUCAUUCACAAAUAAUUGUAAUUCAAGAUUUCCAGGGCGAUAUUCGCC
This is a messenger RNA of Zootermopsis nevadensis, 2333 nucleotides long. The record is from RefSeq and is a predicted model, not a curated record. Lineage: Eukaryota; Metazoa; Arthropoda; Insecta; Blattodea; Termopsidae.